This is a messenger RNA of Xenopus tropicalis (tropical clawed frog), 1050 nucleotides long. RefSeq lists its product as uncharacterized. The record is from RefSeq and is marked predicted. Gene Ontology annotation, cellular component: membrane. NCBI's taxonomy places the organism in Eukaryota, Metazoa, Chordata, Amphibia, Anura, Pipidae. Gene Ontology annotation, molecular function: oxidoreductase activity, acting on paired donors, with incorporation or reduction of molecular oxygen; iron ion binding; heme binding.
UUGGGGAUGAGGAGAAGAUUUCUCAGGCUGAGAGAAGAACCAUGGAAAUCCUCUCCAUCCUGACUUUGUUCUUCAUCUUCCUGCUCACCCUCCUCUUCCUCUCCUCCCUGUGGAGACAACAGAAGAGAAGUCACGUCCUACCCCCGGGCCCAACCCCAGUCCCACUGCUGGGCACCCCCAACUAUUUAACCCGUGAUGGGAUUGUCAGGUAUUACCCCGAGUUUCACAAGAAAUACGGCAAAAUGUUCACCGUCUGGCAAAUGGCCGACCCCGUUGUGGUUCUCUGUGGUUACGAGACAGUGAAGGACGCUCUGAUCAACCACGCGGAGCAGUUCAGUGACCGCCCCGAGUAUCCAGUGAUAGACAGUUACACCAAAGGGUUCACAUUUGUUUCAGCCAAUGAUCACUGGCCCCAGUUUCGCCGGUACAUUCUGACCACCCUGAGGAACAUCGGGGUGGGGAAACAGACCCUGGAGGAGAAGUCGCAGAAGGAGGCGGAGCAGCUGGUCCAGGCCGUGUCUGAGAUGGGAGGAAAACCCUUCAACCCCUCCCACCUGUUGGGCUGCGCCGUGUCCAAUAUCAUUGGUGCGGUUCUGUUUGGGCAGCAGUUGGACUACAGGGACAAGAAACUCCUGGACCUCAUAACCAACAUAAGGAAACAUGUCAGCAAUGUCCUCUCCAUGAAGCAUCAGAUCUGCAAUAUGUUCCCCUUUCUGCUAAAGUUGCCCUACCUGGGGCAAAUAAUUAUGAAGAACAGCCUGUACCUAGUGGACUAUGUGAGAGAGCAGCUGGAUUUCCACAAGGAGACUCUGGAUAUCGCCGCCCCCCCGAGGGACUUCAUUGACCAUUUUCUGCUGAAGAUAAAGGAGGAGUCCAGGAAGGAAGGUACCAAGUUCCACGAGCUGAGUCUGACGAUGUAUAGUUCCGGGCUGCUCAUAGCCGGCGUCGACACCACCACUUCCACCCUCAAGUUCUGUGUAACCGUCAUUGCGCACUUGCCCCACAUUCAGGGUCAGUAAAUACAAGAACAGCAGAGGCAGGAAGUAGCGC